This is a messenger RNA of Adineta ricciae, 1026 nucleotides long. Lineage: Eukaryota; Metazoa; Rotifera; Eurotatoria; Adinetida; Adinetidae. The record is from the annotation of a GenBank genome assembly.
AUGCCUCGUGUAGCUAUAAUCGGAGCGGGAGUAGUUGGUUUGUCUACUGCUCUUUGCAUUAAGUUGCAACAUCCUUCAUUAGGAUUAACAAUCAUCGCUGAUCGUUUUCUGGAAGAUACGACUAGCGACGGUGCCGGUGGUCUCUUUCGACCAGAUGAUCGAUUCGUUCUCGGUGUUGAUCUGUCGACUUUAAGAAAAUGGUCUCAGACAUCAUUCGAGCAUUUUAAUAAUAUUAUUUUUUCAAAUAUUGGUGCCGAAGCAGGCAUUGCUCAAGUAUCUGGUUAUCAAUUGUUCAACGAACCACGACCUGAUCCAUCCUACCAAAAUAUCAUCUAUAAUUUCCGUCAUUUAAGCAAAGAUGAACUAGCUACGUUUCCUGAUCAUUACAAAUAUGGCUAUUUCACCACGACUUUGUAUGUUGAUACACGCCGCUAUAUGAAAUAUUUAACUAAAAUAUUGGCGGAAAAACAAGUCACAUUUGUUCAGAAGAAGAUUAAUUCCAUCGAAGAGUUAGUGGAUAGUUAUGAUAUCGUUGUCAACUGCACGGGCUAUGGAGCUAGAGAACUAUGUCGUGACGAACUCAUUCAUCCAAUACGUGGACAAAUGAUCCGCGUUCGAGCACCAUGGAUAAAGCAUUUCUAUUAUACGGAUGAUAAUUGUUAUAUGAUUCCAAAUUAUGAUACCAUUGUUCUUGGUGGUACUCGUCAAGUCGAUAAUGAUAAUACGCAAGUUGAUUUAAAUGACAAAGAAGGUAUUUGGCAACGUUGCCUUCGAUUAUGUCCUAGCUUAGCACAAGCAGAAAUUUUAUGGCACUGGGCUGGACUUCGACCGAAUCGAGAACCUAUUCGUGUCGAAACUGAAACCAUCAAACACGACAAUAAACAACUCUUUAUCGUUCAUAAUUACGGUCAUGGUGGCAAUGGUAUUUCACUGUCAUGGGGCACCGCCGUCGAUGCAACGCGUCUGUUCUCUUCCUAUUUGAAUGCAAUCAGUACUGCAGAUAAACAACUAUCGUCUAAGCUAUGA